UCAAGCCAAACAUGCUUGACAUUGCUGGGAAACCGUGCGGGCGUCGAUGCCGCAGCACUCGUCUCGUUUCUCAGCUCUGAUUUUUUAAUUGUGUGUUGUAUUUUUUAUUUCUUAUAUGAAAAAAAAAAAAAAAAAAUCGCGUUCACCGUCCUGCGCCGGAGCACAUCCUGCCCGUCAUCUCGUCUUGUGGCAGAUUUCUGCUGAUGCAGGGAUGUCUGGGAAUGCCAAGGGCUCGGUUAUUGCCCCUUAAUGCAUCUCUCUCCGAGCUGCAGCGCCACAUCUCCUCCUGCGGUUUGCUCAUAUGCCGUUCGCUCUGCUCACCGCCGUGCCGCUGCCAAAGCAACCUUGGGGCUUUGCAGCACAGCAGUUCCCCUCUUUUCGCUCUUUUGUUUAUUUAUUUACAAUUUUUGUUGGUUUUUCUUCCCCCACCACCUCUCGUCUUUGAAUUACGCAGCUCUCCUCUCCGACUCGUCGUAUUUUAAGAUUGCAGCUUAGAUGACUCGCUCCUCCGGGUGCCAGGCUGGUGCAACUUAAAAGUUUCACACCUUAAAAGCCUCUGCUGCUGCUGCUGCUGCUGCUGCUGCUGCUGGUGGUGCUGCUGCUGCUGCUCUGGUGUUGGAUGAUUCUGCUCAAAGCUGUUCAGGACUUCUCAAGAUCAAACCACGAAGCAGCAGCAGCGACUGCUUCACAUGCACUGGGGAGCUGCAAUGGUCAAGUCAGCGAGAGCCGCAGUGGAGCCGCACUGAGGCAAAGCAGCCAACCGCCCCCCCCACUCGCAACUGGGGACGCCUCCAACGAUCUGUGGGGUGUGGGAAGCUGAGGAGUGGAAAAAUUUCUCCCAACCGUGAAUGCCUGGCCAGUCAGACUAACCGACACCCCUCCGCGAUUCCUGCUCUGUCUCUUGCUCCGCUGCGUCCUCUUUCCCCCCGAAAAUGACCGUUGUGGCGGGGGACAACAUGGACGAGACCUCAGCCGUCCCGGGACACCCUCAGGACACCUACCCCCCGGAUCACAAUGACCACGAGUGUUGCGAGAGAGUGGUCAUCAACAUAGCUGGCCUCCGGUUCGAGACGCAGUUGAAAACUCUGUCACAGUUUCCAGAGACUUUGCUCGGUAACCCCAAAAAGCGGAUGCGGUACUUUGAUCCCCUGAGAAAUGAAUACUUCUUUGACCGGAACCGGCCCAGCUUCGAUGCAAUCUUGUACUACUACCAGUCAGGGGGCCGGCUAAGAAGGCCGGUAAACGUGCCAUUGGAUAUGUUCUCAGAAGAAAUCAAAUUUUAUGAGCUGGGAGUGGACGCGAUGGAGAGGUUUCGUGAGGAUGAGGGUUUCAUCCGAGAGGAAGAGCGUCCGCUGCCUGAGAAGGAGUUCCAACGUCAGAUCUGGCUUCUUUUCGAGCAUCCAGAAAGCUCAGGCACCGCAAGAGGGAUCGCCAUUGUGUCUGUGAUGGUGAUCCUCAUUUCCAUUGUCAUAUUUUGUUUGGAGACUCUACCACAGCUGAAAGAAGACCCGAUGGGUCGAAUCGAGACAUACGGGAACAUUACAAUACGCAUCAAACCAAAUAUUCUUACUGACCCCUUCUUUGUCAUUGAGACUCUCUGUAUAAUUUGGUUUUCGUUUGAGUUGAUAGUACGCUUCAUGGCAUGCCCCAGCAAACCGGCCUUCUUCAAGAACAUGAUGAACACGAUUGACAUUGUGGCCAUUAUCCCAUAUUUCAUUACACUCGGCACCGAGUUGGCAGAAGACCCAGAAAACGAAGGGGUGGGGGAGCAAGCGACUUCUCUGGCCAUUCUCAGGGUGAUCCGUCUGGUCAGGGUGUUUCGGAUCUUCAAGCUAUCGAGACACUCCAAGGGACUUCAGAUCCUGGGGCAGACCCUUAAGGCCAGCAUGCGAGAGCUGGGAUUGCUGAUCUUCUUCCUGUUCAUUGGAGUCAUCCUAUUCUCCAGCGCCGUCUACUUCGCCGAAGCCGAGGAGCCAGAUUCUCACUUCGGCAGCAUCCCGGACGCCUUCUGGUGGGCCGUCGUGUCCAUGACAACUGUGGGUUACGGGGACAUGGUCCCAGUCACUAUCGGGGGCAAGAUUGUCGGAUCUCUGUGCGCGAUCGCUGGAGUCUUAACAAUUGCCCUCCCAGUGCCUGUCAUUGUAUCCAACUUCAACUACUUCUACCACAGAGAGACGGAGGGAGAGGAGCAGGCCCAGCUUCUCAAUGUCAGCAACCCCAACAUCCCGUCCGAAACCAACUCCAGCCGCCGUAGCUCCUCCACCGUCAGCAAGUCAGAGUACAUGGAGAUUGACGGAGACAUCAACAAUAGCAUCGACAACUUUAGGGAGGCGAACCUUAGAACUGGAAAUUGCACUAUCGCCACUCAGAACUGUGUGAACAAAAGCAAGCUGCUCACAGAUGUUUAGGCAUCGGCUAGGAACUCUUGGUCGUUCGUGUCACACGGGGAGUAGACCAUCUGAUAGGAAUGCUUCAUUUAGCUCCCAGAGCGCUCUACUGGCAUUAGGCCUACAACUAUCCUCAGCCGGAAAAAAAAAGAAGAGAAAAAAUACACAGUUGUUACAGUAUAUACCAAUGUAGAUAGAAUAAUUAAUUUUACUGAUCCAAUAACUAUAAUGUUAAGAAAACAUUGAUUACUACACAUAUACACAGCUCCUUAGAGGACACAGAGCACACCUUGUCUUGUCAGAUGAUGGUGUGAUAACUAAAAAUCUUAUGCAUGCACUACAGAUAACUGAUCAGCAAGCUGCACAAUGCACCAGAAAUGACUGCAGACAUUCAAGCCUCUAAGCCAGGUGGUUUCCGCCAAGAAGGUAGAUGACCCCCCCACCCUCCACCCCAAACCCUUCGCCUCCCCGCUCCCUCAACCCCUUUCCCUCUCCCCCUGCAAAGGAUCUGCUACUCAGCAAAGCACCUUAUAGUAGGAAGACUGCUCUUCUCUCUUGUUUUUGGAUGUAAACAGAUGGUGAACUGCUUGCUUCACGGACAUCUGCAAUGCUGCCGUUCACGCAGCAGCUGCCGUAAUUGUGUUAUCACCAAGUGAUCCGAUGCCAUGCCCUUUAGAUGCAUCACAGCACAACUUGUAAAAGUGAGCUUCAUGCGAGCAUGAUUUUAGAGACUUUCCAUUUGAUACCGGCAUGCAUGAGGCAUAUGUCACAAAGUAGGGGAAAGGAUGUUCUUUUGGAUGUCUGCCUCCAUUUCCCACUUCUCCCUAUGUUGCCAUACAAAGUGCACUGGAUGAGUUCUUUUUCUUUUGAACUGCUAAUCAUUUAGAAGUAUAGAAACUGAAUGUUAACUCUUAAGGGAACAGUACAUAAAUGAGAUCAUAGCAUGAAAAAAAAAAGUAACUUGCAUUAUGGCCUAACCACUAAGGUACUUCUGUAUCCUGGUAUAUUUAAUGUACGACGUAUACAGCAUGAUGUAUACGGUUUGUCGCGGUUCAUGCGUUUCGCGGUUUCCCCGUCGUCGGGGAAACUGAGGGAAUCGAAAAAUCUGGGUCUUUCUGAAUUGUGAUCAGAUUUACAGCAAUCCAACUUUUAGGCUGCGGAGUUUCUCACUUAAGAGUAGACAAAGAAAGUUACUAAGUAAUAUUGGAAAAUGCAUAUAAUCAUUAUAAGCACCAGUUACAGUAUUAGUCAAUAGAGGAGUGCAUGGACCUUCUUUGAGAACAAAAACAGUUGAUAUAUAUUUUCAGUCAUUUCUUGUUUUUAGUUUUCUUUUCUUCAACCACAAAGUUUAGUAGGAAAACCCCCCCCAAAAAAACGAGUCCACAGAAAAGAAUCAUGUUUCAUAGACGUAUUCUGAGAUUAGUUUCCAGUGCCUUUUAUCCCUUCCACCAACAGGAUCAGUGAAAGUGCCUCAGUGUGCAAACGGUGUUUGGGCAGAUCCGGUGUAUAUCAGUGUCAAACAUUGCAGGGUGUGAUGUUAGCCAAUGCUAGCUGAAGUGAGGUUCACACAGCAGGUGACUGUGGUACGUGCACAACCAAAUGUUCGUGCUGGCAUGCGUUUAAUGAUGCCAUUAAGCUGCAAUGGAUUGUUCUCUGCAUGUUUACCAUAUUCAUUCAAGAAAAAAAGAAAAAAAAAGAAAAAGAAAGAGUCUUCAUCCACUCCUGUUUUACUUCUCUGUGCACCGUGCAUCCUUUCAGGGUUUCUACCUCAGCGAGGUCAUUGCAAACUUGCGGAGCUGAAGGCUUCAAUGCAGGGCUUCCGAUACCUAUA
Poeciliopsis prolifica (blackstripe livebearer) is the source of this 4218-nucleotide messenger RNA. RefSeq names its product potassium voltage-gated channel subfamily A member 1-like. The transcript is spliced from 2 exons. NCBI's taxonomy places the organism in Eukaryota, Metazoa, Chordata, Actinopteri, Cyprinodontiformes, Poeciliidae. Gene Ontology annotation, biological process: protein homooligomerization; potassium ion transmembrane transport. Gene Ontology annotation, cellular component: voltage-gated potassium channel complex; paranode region of axon; neuronal cell body. Gene Ontology annotation, molecular function: delayed rectifier potassium channel activity; protein binding. The coding region runs from base 933 to 2408 and encodes 491 amino acids. The record is from RefSeq and is a predicted model, not a curated record.